This is a messenger RNA of Onychomys torridus (southern grasshopper mouse), 3525 nucleotides long. RefSeq names its product zinc finger and BTB domain containing 34 (gene Zbtb34). NCBI's taxonomy places the organism in Eukaryota, Metazoa, Chordata, Mammalia, Rodentia, Cricetidae. The transcript is spliced from 2 exons. The coding region runs from base 231 to 1733 and encodes 500 amino acids. The record is from RefSeq and is a predicted model, not a curated record. Gene Ontology annotation, molecular function: protein binding; RNA polymerase II cis-regulatory region sequence-specific DNA binding; DNA-binding transcription factor activity, RNA polymerase II-specific. Gene Ontology annotation, biological process: regulation of transcription by RNA polymerase II.
CGGAGGGGGCGCCGCGGGCGGGCGAUGUGAGCGCGGCGCGCGGCCCAGGUGAAUUAAUGGAGAAAUGGAAGAUAAAGACUAAGCAAGAGGAAGACGGUUCAGUCAGACCUCAGGAGUGUUAGCUGUGGAGUUGAUGUGAGCUCGUAUUUACGCUGCCUGAUCUUGCUGAGGCGCUCUGGCGAAUUACCGAUGCUCUUUGUCUCUGCAGAUUGCGUCUCGUGUCAGUAGAAAUGGACAGCAGCAGUUUCAUUCAGUUCGAUGUGCCUGAGCACAGCAGCACUGUUCUGAGCCAACUAAAUGAGCUCCGCCUGCAAGGGAAGCUAUGCGACAUCAUCGUCCACAUUCAGGGUCAGCCAUUCCGAGCCCACAAAGCCGUCCUUGCUGCCAGCUCCCCGUAUUUCCGGGACCAUUCAGCAUUGAGCACUAUGAGUGGCUUGUCGAUAUCUGUGAUUAAGAACCCCAGCGUGUUUGAGCAGUUGCUCUCCUUCUGUUACACUGGAAGAAUGUCCUUGCAGCUGAAGGAUGUUGUCAGUUUUCUGACCGCAGCAAGCUUUCUUCAGAUGCAAUGUGUCAUUGACAAGUGCACGCAGAUCCUGGAGAGCAUCCACUCAAAGAUCAGUGUGGGAGAUGUUGACUCUGUCACCAUUGGUGCUGAAGAGAAUCCUGAGAGCCGGAAUGGGGUGAAAGAUGGCAGCUUCUUCGCCAAUCCUGUUGAGAUCUCCCCUCCAUAUUGCCCUCAGGUACGGCAGCCUCCAGUCAGCAGCGAUCUCCGGAUGGAGACGACCCCCACCAAAGCCCUUCGGAGCCGCUUACAGGAAGAGGGGCACUCAGAUCGGGGGAGCAGUGGCAGUGUGUCUGAGUACGAGAUCCAGAUUGAAGGGGAGCACGAGCAAGGGGACUUGUUGGUGAGGGAGAGCCAGAUCACUGAGGUGAAAGUGAAGAUGGAGAAGUCUGACCGGCCCAGUUGUUCGGACAGCUCCUCCCUAGGAGAUGAUGGCUACCACACCGAGAUGGUUGAUGGGGAACAAGUGGUGGCUGUGAAUGUGGCUGCCUAUGGCUCUGUGCUCCAGCAUGCAUAUCCCUACUCCCAGGCAGCCUCACAGCCUUCCAACCUGCCAGAAGCUUUUGGAGGUCAGAGUAAUUCCAGCCCUUCCAGGUCCAUGCUGAGCUGCUUCCGAGGCCGUGGUGCCCGACAAAAGCGAGCUCUGUCUGGUCACCUGCACAGUGACCUGCAGGGUGUGGUGCAGGGGUCCGACAGUGAAGCCAUGAUGAACAACCCCAGUUAUGAGAGCAGUCCCCGGGAGAGGAGUGCAAGGGGUUACUGGUACCCCUACAAUGAGAGGUUGAUCUGUAUUUACUGUGGGAAAUCCUUUAACCAGAAGGGAAGCCUUGACAGGCACAUGCGACUUCAUAUGGGGAUCACCCCCUUUGUGUGCAAGUUCUGUGGGAAGAAGUACACACGCAAGGACCAGCUGGAGUACCACAUCCGGGGCCACACCGACGACAAACCAUUUCGCUGUGAGGUCUGUGGGAAGUGCUUUCCAUUCCAGGGCACCCUCAACCAGCACCUGCGGAAAAACCACCCGGGUGUCACCGAGGUCAGGAGUCGCAUGGAAUCCCCCGAAAGAACAGAUGUGUACGUGGAACAGAAACUCGAAAGUGAUGUGUCAGCCUCAGAAAUGGCUCUAGAUUCCCGGAUGGAAAUCCACACAGUAUCUGAUGCGCCUGACUAAGGUGAUGGAGAUCCCGCACCUGAACAAAGCACACCAGUCGGUGCGCACUUGUGAUUUGCUUUGUUGUAAUCUUUGGUUUCCCACCUUCUGAAAUCGCUGGGUUUCUUGGUAGUUUCUCUGAAGGUCCUGGGUGUGGCACUUGUUGUGUUUACCCUCCUCCCCUCCCCUCCCCAAAGGAGCUCAAAGCAUGAAGGGCAGCGUAUCCAGGGAAAACACAGGCUGACAGUGGGCCUCUGCUGAAGGCUUCUCCCCACUCUGCCAGUGACUCAGCUCUGCAAACUGAAGGCAGGCACUCUCACUGUGGGUGCUAGCCCUGGUGCAUUUUCACGGAGAGAGGUGAGGCUGCCGUCAGCUGAUACAAAUGGGUAACCUUUUCUAAUUUAAAAUUACUUUUAGGGGGUAGUUAGACAAUUUAUAUAUAUAUAUAAUAAAGUGGUUAUUAUAUAUAGUAUAUAUACAUUCUCAAAUUUGGGUUUAUUCUGGUUGAGGUGAAUGUAAGAGGAAUAUAUAAUUUAAUACAAUGUGAACAGAGCUCUGACUCUGUUUCAACCCCACCAAUUAUGUUAGUUCCCCCCCUUUGAUCCCUUACAGAAGAAUGUCAGUAGAUUUUCACAUAUAGUUAGUAAUCAUUGCGUCCAAAUGCAAGCAAAGCAAAUCACAGUGUUCAUAGCUCUGCUUCAUAACAAACACAUAAACCAAAUGCCAUAAAACUCCUUCAACUGUAGUGGGAACCAUUUGGAACUUUUGUUCGCUGUCCAGGAAUGCUGGACAGCGUGCGGUGCUGACCUUUCUACACAGUGUACUGUACACGGCCAACCCCAAAGGAGCAGUGGUUUUCAAGGUUUGUACUCCAAAUCUACCUUCAUUCCGUACUGUAGAAGCAGACAUAGCAGGUCACUGCAUCAGAUCGCUCCACCGUGAGUUAGACUCUCACUAAAGGACAGGAAUUUGUAGCACUUGCCUACACAAUUCUUCAAGUAGUGUUGUGGUUUGUUGUUUUGAUUUCUUUUGGGUUUUUCUCUAUCUCCUCAAACAGCCAGUUCAGGUGCACAACAACUUUUUCUAUGCAGUUCCCAGGGAUACUGCAGAACUUGGAAUUUGUACUUUUUGUAAAGCUAUACUCUACGGGAAUUGCAAGCAAUAUAUCUAUCUUAGUAUUGUGUGUGCUAAUGAGAGCCUCGGUGGCUCCUCCAUUCUCUCAGUGUUUCCUGCUUAAAAAAAAAGUCAAAACCCUCUGAGAUCCUCAGUGUGUCACCAAAUCUGUGUGUAUGUCUCACAUUUUUGGUCACGUGGUGCUAUUUUUAUGUUAAGUAUCUUUUAGGUCAGUAUCGUCUAGAAAAUGUGAAACCUACCAGUAGUAAUGACUUAGUUACUUCCUCUCAAGUUCACAGCUUGAAAAGAAACCUCAAAAGCGUGUGCUGGCAAACGGGUUACUGUCUGAAUUGUGUCUGGUCAGUGCUUUGGAAAAUGUCUGUUUGCUGUUAGGUUCAUAUACACCAACAGGCUUCGCAGAUGGCUCUGGUGCUGUGGACUCAGGCAGAGAGGGCAAUUUGGUAGGCAGUUUGUGGGUCAGGUUUGCAGCUGGCUGCGGAGACAGCAGCACUCUAGUCUCUGGCUGAGUACCUGGGCUCCAAGACCCAGACAAACAGAACCCAGAAACUGAGGACCAACCUCAGAGGCUAGGAGCUAAGGAAUACAGAAAUAGAUGUUUGCUGGUUGCCAUGCUUUUUUGGCUCUUAAAAUGAUAGGUUUGGGGGGAGGUGGUUUUAUUUUUUUUGUGGGGGGAGAUGGG